UGCCAAGCAGUCGCAUAGCGUUUACUAAAAGGCUACGUCUAACAUUGACUAUUUUUAAAUCAACGUUCUAAACGCUUUUUGGACACGACUCGUCCGGAAAUAAUUAUAUAAUAAUCCGUUAUUCCGUCAGUAUACAUUGGCAUUUCAUUGUCUGCAAUCUAAUUUCAAGGACUCACGGUUUGCCAUGGCUGGAAAGGUUGUAUUACAUUACUUCAAUGGGAGGGGGAAAAUGGAGUCAAUUCGUUGGCUUCUAGCUGUGUCUGGGGUUGAGUUUGAAGAAGUGUUUUUGACAACCCAUGAACAAUAUGAAAAACAUAUCAGUGAUGGAGAUCUCAUGUUUGGGCAGGUCCCUAUGGUGGAAAUAGAUGGAAUGAAGCUGGUUCAAACCAAAGCCAUCUUGAACUAUAUAGCUGGGAAAUACAAUCUUUAUGGGAAGGACCUUAAAGAGCGAGCAAUGAUUGACAUGUAUUCUGAGGGAUUGAGAGAUUUCAUGGAAAUGAUUAUGAUCCUGUGCUUCACACCACCUAUGGAAUUAAAGACAAAGUUGGAGAACAUUCAGGCAAAAGCUACAGGCCGCUACCUCCCUGUGUAUGAGAAGGCACUAUGUGGCUCCCAGUACCUUGUUGGUGACCAGCUCAGCUGUGCAGACAUCCAUUUGCUGGAGGCCACACUGAUGAUGGAGGAAAAAUUCCCUGAGAUUCUCAAACAUUUUCCCAAUGUUGAGGCUUUCCAGGGGAGGAUGAAGGUCCUACCAACCAUCCACAAGUUCCUGCAGCCCAACAGCAUGAGGAAGCCUCAGCCUGAUGAGGUCUACGUCACAACAGUGAAGAAGGUGUUAAACAAGUUGUUUUUAGAAUAGAAGAAUACGAUUGAAAAAACUAAACAUUUAUUGAACUCUUA
Molecule: messenger RNA, 900 nt
Organism: Osmerus eperlanus (European smelt)
Lineage: Eukaryota; Metazoa; Chordata; Actinopteri; Osmeriformes; Osmeridae
Product: glutathione S-transferase 3-like
Exons: 7
Coding region: 185-859 (224 amino acids)
Biological process (GO): glutathione metabolic process
Molecular function (GO): glutathione transferase activity
Source: RefSeq, a predicted model, not a curated record